AUGCUUUCUGGGCGCGACGGGGCUUCCUGCAACGCGAGACCGGGUACUGUGAGGACGCCAAGGGGGCUGGACUUAGAAACCGCCGGGCGGCCGUACACAGAGUUGGGGGCCGGUUUGGGGACGGACCGGAAGUGCCCGAGCGCGGCGGCAGAAUGCUCGCCUGAGCGCCUAGAGCUGCCGCACCCACAAACAAUGUUCUUGGUGCGCCUGACUUCUCAGCUGGUCAGGGCUGCUUCACGGGCAGGCCGCAGUCUGCCCUGGCCUGUCUCAGGGGUGCCAGGCGCCCAUGCCUGGAAGCCCUGCUAUAGCACACAACCGGUGGGCCCAAGCAAGGCUGCCUCCCUCCCUGGCAGGGAGGCCCAGCUGGAACUAGAGGAGAUGUUGGUCCCCCGGAAGAUGUCCAUCAGCCCCCUGGAGAGCUGGCUCACUGCUCGCUGCCUCUUGCCCAGCCUGGGUGCUGGGAUCCCAGGGACUGUGACUCCUUCCCAGCUCUAUGAGUGCCCACCUAGUCAUGUGGGGGAGGGGGCUGAGCAGGGGGAUGAGGGUGUCUUGGAUGUGCCCCAGGUACAGUGUAAAAAUGUGCUAAAGAUCCGCCGACGGAAGAUGAACCACCACAAGUACCGCAAGCUGGUCAAGAGGACUCGGUUUCUGCGGCGGAAGGUCCGGGAGGGGCGCCUGAAACGGAAGCAGAUGAAAUUUGAGAGAGACCUGCGACGCAUCUGGUUGAGGGCUGGACUGAAAGAAGCUCCUGAGGGCUGGCAGACCCCUAAGAUCUACCUGAAGGGCAAAUGAAAGUCCCAUUCCCACCUGCCAUUGCUACUGGUGAUCCAUUGUAA
This is a messenger RNA of Trichechus manatus latirostris (Florida manatee), 836 nucleotides long. It is a transcript of the gene AURKAIP1, whose product is annotated as aurora kinase A interacting protein 1. Lineage: Eukaryota; Metazoa; Chordata; Mammalia; Sirenia; Trichechidae. The record is from RefSeq and is a predicted model, not a curated record. Gene Ontology annotation, cellular component: mitochondrion.